AUGGACUUUGCCAGCUUGAUGAAAUCGCAGAUCUCCUCUGGACCCAAGAAGGAAGAAGGCACCAAGAAAUACCUCAAGCGAUCAGAAGUGGAAGCACAGCGACAGGCCGACUACCAGCGAGACCAAGAAGAGCUGGAGAAGGCGAGGCUAAAGCGGAUAGAGAAGAAGCGGAAGCGAGAUGAAGAAGAGGCAGAGAGGAAUGCGGCUCGAGAAGAGAAGCGGAAGCGGCUAGCGGAAGAGAGCAAGCGAGUGCAGGAGGAAGAAGCAGACGCAGAAGAGAGAGCACGAAGAAAGAGGUUAGGAUUGCCAGAUCUGCCUCCAAAGCAGAUCGAAAGCGGGGACAGCACCACUCUGAAGAAUGGUGAAGAAGACAUAUCAGAAGAGGAUCUCCUCGUGAAGCUCUCAGACAUGAGCGAACCACGCUACCUGUUCGGCGAAGACCACCUCCAACGACUACGACGAUACCGGAAACUCAUGGCAAAAGCCCUCGCACCAAAACCCAGCGACGGACCCAUACCGACCAUCGUCCCACUAGUACCCGAAGCCGAGAUGAAGGUGCCCGAGAACGUCCCCAAAGACCUCGAGGCACGAAAAUUCCUCCUCCGCCAGAUCGCCAGCUAUUUCGACAUGCUCUUAUCAGAAUGGCAGACUGCCCUCGCACGGCGAAGCAAAGAAGUCAAAGAAUCCAUGACCGGAAAACAAGCCUUCAACUCCUUCGCCGCAGCUCGUGAUAAUCUCCGACCCCUCUUCAAGAAGCUGGAGGCGGAGCACAAAGAACAGAAGCCAAAUGCCAAGGAGACCGACGGGAUCCCGAAUAGCUUGCUCACGCCAGUCCUGGAGAUUGUGCACCUCGCACAAUUGAAGCGGUACGUCAAUGCCAAUGAUGCGUAUCUCCGGCUGUCCAUUGGUAAGGCGGCUUGGCCUAUUGGUGUGACUAUGGUGGGUAUUCACGAGCGUAGUGCCAGAGAGAAGUUGCAUGGUGAGAAUACGCAGGCGCAUAUCUUGUCUGAUGAAACGACGAGGAAGAUGCUGCAGGGUAUCAAGAGGUGUCUCAGCUUUGCGCAGACGAGGUGGCCUCCUGAUGAUAUUGGGCAGUUGAUGGGAUGA
Messenger RNA from Fulvia fulva, 1107 nucleotides. RefSeq names its product Pre-mRNA-splicing factor 18. Gene Ontology annotation, biological process: RNA splicing; generation of catalytic spliceosome for second transesterification step. The transcript has a single exon. The record is from RefSeq and is a predicted model, not a curated record. Gene Ontology annotation, cellular component: U4/U6 x U5 tri-snRNP complex; U5 snRNP; U2-type post-spliceosomal complex. NCBI's taxonomy places the organism in Eukaryota, Fungi, Ascomycota, Dothideomycetes, Mycosphaerellales, Mycosphaerellaceae. Bases 1 to 1107 code for a protein of 368 amino acids.